AUGGAUGGCCCUCGAUCUAGUGGUCUACGCAAGAAGAGGAAGUCACGAUCAGAGCGGGAUCGUGAGAGGAGAUCAAAUGGGAUAAGGAACAACCAUGUUAAGGGCUCUGUCUUUCGCUUCUCCUCUGACUCAGAGCAGGGCGACCGGGAGCCCUCCUCAUCCCGCCCUCGACCCCCGCGAAGAAAGCGAAAGGAGUCUACUUCCGCUGAGGAGGACAUCAUCGAUGGCUUCUCCAUCACUGGGUUUGUGACCCUGGAGGCUCUGGAGAAGAACAUGACACUGAAGCCCCAGGAGUGCAGGGACAACCAGGCAGGGCCCCUGCACAAGAAAAAGCCUGCCAGGGUCCCUAACGGCCUGCGCCUGGAGCCCUGCAAGAACAAUCACCACCACCACCAGCCUUCAGACCAGGAGAACAACCCCCGCCUGGCACACACACAAGGCAAGAGGAAGAAGAAGCACCUGAACAAGAAACACUCGAUGCUGAAGCCAGGGCAGAACAACUGCAAGGACAGCGACAGCGAGAGUGUCAGUGGAGAGUCGAAGCCUUCCUUCAGGAGCAGCUCCAGAGACAGACUGACAGAUUGUGACACCGAGAGCGACCAAGACGACAAGGUCUCCGAUGCCGGCUCUGAGAAGUUUUUCAGCACAGCUGCAGUUAAAGUUCCAGAUUUUGGCAUCGAUGUGCUCUCCACCAAUGGCAGCCAGGAGCCUCACGGCCCAGGCCUCCUCAAGGUGUCAGGCCUAGAGCGCAGUCAAGAGAGGAGCCAGGAGAGCUGCAGGGACCCCCAACCCCCUGCAUCCAGCACCCCCGAUCAGCCUUUGCCCGCCCAAGACCUCCCCCUUACCCAGCCACAGCCACAGCCCCAGCCGUCCAUCCCCCGGCCCCUGUCCCCUCAUUGGACCCAGGCGAACGGCCCUACCCAGGCUCCGGCCUCGACCCACCUGCCCCCACGUUCAGAGGCUCUCCCCAGGCCUCAGACGCCCGCAGCCCUGCCUCUCGCCCAGGGCCAAGAGCCCUCGCCGCCCCCCCCUCCCCGGCCCCAGCAUCAGCACCAGCACCAGCCUGAACUGCUGUCUCAUCCCCGGCCACCACCCACGCCCAGCCUCCACCCACAUCCACCAUCGCCUGCCCUCCCAACUCACCAUCCUCACCAACAGCAUCCCAGUCAGGCGGGGCCUCACCGGCCUCCAUCGCGCUGCCACCCCCGGCCCCUUUCUGCGUACAACGGCCUCAACCUCAACGGUCACAGGAGCAGCACACCAGGCACCAAGCCCCACGGGCCCCCUGGUCCCUCCUUUCACCUCCCCCACCACCCGCCAGCUCCCGCGGCGGCCGCUACAGCAGCAGCCUCCGCCUUCCCCUUGCCCUUGGCGGCUAACCAGAACACCCCCCACAGCUUCCCCCCUGCCUUGCAGUCCUCGCCCCACCCACAUCACCCCAAUAUGUUCGCUCCUCCAGCGGCUUUGCCUCCACCGCCACCACUGACGUCUAGCGCCCUGCCAGUACCUGGACACCCUGCUGCUGGGAGUGCCUACUCAGAGCAAGACCUUCUGCGCCAGGAGCUCAACACCCGUUUCCUGGCCUCCCAGAGCGCCGACCGCGGCGCCUCGCUGGGCCCUCCGCCCUACCUGCGCACUGAGUUCCACCAGCACCAGCAUCAGCACCAGCAUCAGCACCAACACACCCACCAGCACACCCACCAGCACACCUUCACGCCCUUUCCCCACGCCAUCAUGCCCACCCCAGCACCGCCCAUGGUGCGUACCCCUGCCAGAAAUUUUGACAAAUACCCAACAAAAGUUGACCCCUUCUACAGACACAGUCUCUUCCACUCCUACCCACCGGCCAUGUCUGGCCUUCCCCCUGUCAUCCCUCCAACCGGGCCCUUCGGCUCGCUGCAGGGCGCCUUUCAGCCCAAGACCUCUAAUCCACUGGAUGUGUCCACAAGACCUGGAGCCGUCCCACACACAUUCUUACAGAAGGACCCCAGGCUAACGGAUCCAUUUCGGCCCAUUCUCAGGAAACCAGGAAAGUGGUGCGCCAUGCAUGUCCAUAUCGCCUGGCAAAUAUACCACCACCAGCAGAAAGUGAAGCAGCAGAUGCAGGUCGACCCUCACAAGCUAGACUUCGGCCUCAAGCCUGAGUUCCUGAGUCGACCUCCGGGCCCGGGGCUCUUUGGCGCCAUCCAUCACCCCAGCGACUUGGCACGGCCCGCCACGCUCUUCUCCGCUGCAGGUCCUACACACCCAUCAGCUGGUCCCUUCGGCCAUCCGCCCCACCAUCCUGGAAACUUCCUCACCCCAGCAUCUCACUUAGAACCUUUCGCAAGACCUGCAUCAUUUGGAGGACUGGGCUCUCUCAGUUCAUCAGCCUUCGGAGGACUGGGAAAUCCAGCACUAACGGCAAAUUCAGUAUUCGGCCAUAAAGAUGGCCCCAAUGCACAGCAGCACUUCAACAGCAGCAGCAACAGCAGCCACCAGGAGCCGUGGAACCGCCUGCACCGCACGCCGCCCUCCUUCCCCACACCACCUCCCUGGCUGAAACCCGGAGACUCUGAAAGGAGCACCUCAGUCAGCUCACAUGAAAGGGACCGAGACUCUGACAAGCGGGACCCGUUGGUCGGUAAAGACGACAAGGACAGGGACUCUGUGGAGAACCGCCACCUGAGCCAUUCGUCACCAGUCCCUGUAAACCCCAUUAGCCUCCUUGGCCACAGCCGGCCUCCAGAGCACCACAGGAACCACUUGCCUCCUGCUUCUGGAGAACCUCAGAGGGACAAGGAGAACAAGGCAAAAGACAGGGAGCGGGACCACUCUGAGUCCUGGAAAGACAAUGGCACAGACGACCACAAGCUCAAAGACAACCAGCACAGCGACAAGGACACACCUGUCAUCCACGAUGGCCGGGUGUCAGAGGACAAAGUGUCCAACAGGGGGACGGCAUCCCCGUACGUCCGACAGACCAGCCUCGAACGGCCCAACAGCAGCCUGAGCAGGGAGGUCCUGGAGAAGAAGGUGGAGCUGCCGUACGAGCACCAGAAGAAGAGCAGUGAGGUGAAAGUGAAGGAGGAGAGGAAGGAGGAACAGGAUGGAGCUACAGAGAGGCCAAGUGAGCACCCAGCACAGGCGCCCUCCACGCCAAACCUCCACCCCCCCUCCUCGAUGCCUGUGCCUAUGGGCAUGGCUGGUGUCCACCCGAUCAACAGCAUCAGCAGUCUGGAGAGAACUCGAGUGGUGGCGCCCUUCAUGGGUAUCAGCCCCAUCCCAGGAGCUGACAGGUUCCCCUACCCUGCCUUCCACUGGGACCCAAUGAGGGACCCCUACAGGGGCCUGGACAUUCACAGACGGGACCCUUUGGCCAGGGACCUGCUGCUAAGAAAUGACCCUCUGCACCGGCUGGCGGCGCCACGCCUCUACGAGGCCGAGCGCUCCUACAGGGACCGUGAGCCUCACGACUUUAAUCGUGACCACUCCCACCCUCUGGCCCUGGAGCAGAGGAGGGAGCAGGAGCGCGCCCACCUGGAGGAGCGCGACCGCCUCAACAUGCUCAGAGAGGACUAUGAGCACGGGCGCCUCCACCCUACAAUGCACCAUCCUGCCCUUGACGGACACCUUCCGCACCCCGCCCCGGGCCUCAUGGCCCCUGGACUCCCGGGCAUGCACUUCUCCAGGGUCAGCCCCUCAGCCGCAGCAGCCGCAGCCCAUCAGAAUGGUAUCCUCAACAAAACACCACCCACCGCCUCUCUGAGUGCCCCGCCCCCACUCAUCCCCACAUUGGGUGCCCGGCCCGGCUCGCCCAGACGGACUACUCCCCUGGCCACAGAUAUCAGAGACAGGCCGGCUCACAAAGACAUCGAGGCACGGUGAGCUGAGCUUCAGCAGACUCGGUGCCCCUUCAGCCCUGUGCCUCACUAACACUGAACUCACACCAAGCACUUAGCUUUGGGCAAA
Molecule: messenger RNA, 3951 nt
Organism: Seriola dumerili (greater amberjack)
Lineage: Eukaryota; Metazoa; Chordata; Actinopteri; Carangiformes; Carangidae
Gene: auts2a
Product: AUTS2, activator of transcription and developmental regulator
Exons: 18
Coding region: 1-3867 (1288 amino acids)
Source: RefSeq, a predicted model, not a curated record